Sycon ciliatum is the source of this 1929-nucleotide messenger RNA. RefSeq names its product ras-related C3 botulinum toxin substrate 3-like. The coding region runs from base 517 to 1110 and encodes 197 amino acids. The transcript has 2 exons. Lineage: Eukaryota; Metazoa; Porifera; Calcarea; Leucosolenida; Sycettidae. Gene Ontology annotation, biological process: establishment or maintenance of cell polarity; small GTPase-mediated signal transduction; cortical cytoskeleton organization. Gene Ontology annotation, molecular function: protein kinase binding; GTPase activity; GTP binding. Gene Ontology annotation, cellular component: cytoskeleton; cytoplasmic vesicle; cell projection. The record is from RefSeq and is a predicted model, not a curated record.
CAGUCAGUAGUUUGCAGCUUGCAUCGCGCAUUCUCACAGAGUUUACGACACCAAUCAUCAGAAGAUUUAGUUCGUCAAGUACUCUCGUCCGUCGUUGUCUUCCAUUGUGACUUGUGUUGUCAUCUGGCUUUCGCAACACGUACGGACAGAGUGGUGUGGAGUACUAGUACAAGAAGUGUCACAGUCGUCAAUCGACGUACAGAGUCGCAGGUGCGGUGGCUGCUUGGCAAGCCAUUCUGAAUUUCCUGACAGAACGGACCAGCGGCGGCUAUCUGAACGACGGGCGGAAGUCGAAAUUCAAGCUGCAAAGCCAAAGCCAGCAACGCACUCCUGACUCGAUCAGUUCGCUCAUCAUAGGCGUGCCGUGAAAGGAACUGCCGCUCCUGUGGAAACCCUGCCAUCUGCAGAUUUGGAGAGUGAACGGUCGAGUUCGGAAGAAUCUCUGUGAGCGAAGGGCAGCUCAACAGCGCGCGAGAACUUAGUUCACGGGAGUCGGAUUAUUGUUGGUGCGAAGACAUGGAGGCGAUCAAGUGCGUGGUAGUCGGCGACGGAGCAGUCGGAAAGACGUGCUUGCUCAUCUGCUACACAACCAACUCGUUUCCCGGCGAGUACAUUCCAACAGUGUUCGACAAUUACGCAGCCAACAUGAUCCUUGACGGCAAGCACUACAAUUUAGGACUCUGGGACACAGCCGGACAAGAGGAUUAUGACAAGCUGCGGCCGCUGUCGUACCCUCAGACCAACGUGUUCCUGCUGUGCUUCAGCGUGGACAGUCCUAACAGCUACGAUCACAUCGCAUCCAAGUGGCACCCGGAAGUCGCAAAACACUGUCCGCACGUGCCCAUUGUGCUAGUGGGCACGAAAAUCGAUCUUCGCGACGAUCCCGACACGAUUGCACGCCUCGCGGAGCAGAAGAAAGCGCCAGUCACGUACACGCAGGGCUUUGCACUCGGCAGGCAGAUCAAGGCGCGCAAGUACAUGGAGUGCUCCGCGUUCAAGCAGAUCGGCCUGCAGCAGCUCUUCCAGGAGGUCAUUCGCGUGCACAGUCAUCCCGACCCGGACGCGGCCGCCGAGAAAAAGGGCACUGGAUGUAGGUGUAUUCUCCUCUAGCAGCAAAGCCGUUUCAUUGCAUGGCUGGAAUACCUUUCUCACAGUACUAAUGGUCAAUCCCCAUGCUGGUAACAAUCUAGUAACAUCGAAUGAGUCGGUACGUAGAGAUGGACAGUACCAGCUGCUCGAGUGCCGCCCAGACUAGUGGGAGCGCGAAGCCGCUGGAUGGAACAGCACUCCCAUGCCCGCUUUAUCAGUCUCUGCUGUGCGCUCAUGCAACUGUAGCAAUCUGCCUGCAACGCUGUUCUCGCUGGUGCCUGGACCAGUGCUGUGCUGCUGUGAAGCUAACCGGACAAUGUCGCACAGUUGAUAAGGCUGUGUAUGACGUCUCGCAUCAAUCCGCUGACUUAGGCAAUGUUUUAAAAAAAUGAACCGUACUAUCCUAUAUGAAAAGUCUUUUCAAAUUCUAUUCUGUCUAGUCGGUUACACCGUGUUUACUGUUCUACGUGUAGCAACCAUUCCGUAUAGACCGUAUUGUCAGCGAUGUACCGUUAGAACAUAGUCCAUUUCGCAUUGGUAAUUAUUCUACUGGCAAGAAUCGACAAUGAGUCAACUCAACAGUAAUCGAAUCAAUUCAUUCAACUACAAGUGUAGGUACUGCAUUAUUCCCUCAGAGUUGAGCUUGUUUCUUUCGAUCCUUCUCCAACGGGCGUGUCAUGCCAUGCCUCGUCCUGUUGGUUGCUGCCACAACACUUGUCUCGCUUGAAUCGCUGCUGUUUGCUUUUAUUAGAGUGUGGAUUAGCUAGACAACUAGUACUGUACUUCGAAAUAAUAUCAACGAUUGUCAUGGCUACGAGGUCUCAGAUUCCUUUUCAUGAA